GGCGCAUUUGGUCACGCGUUCAUGCUCUCGCUUGUACUCGUACAUCGCCGUGUUGGCUCAUCUUCAAAGGCUUAAAGUUUCUUGCGAUGCAAUUCCUUCGUGGAGGCGUGGGCAGCCUUGGCCCGGGGCCAAUCCGACGACGCCUCAGCUGCAUCGGGCGAUGGCCGUGACCCUGAAGGGGCAGAUGCAAGCGAUGCAGUGUUCGCGGCGUGGGCGCACGCAGCAGCAGAGCCGUUCAGCCCUAUUGGCCUCGAGUGCGAAGACGAUCACGAUAUGGUUUCAGCUCCAGAAGGAGCAGCCGCUGACGAGGAUGUUCUGCCAGCUGACGUGAUUGUUGAUGACGUGCAGGGUGAUGCAUCUGGUUUACUCGCACAUUUCGAGCUCAACAUUCGCCGCGGAGCUCGCUGAGGAAGGAACAUCGGUGAUGCCAGCUUACCGCUGGCAUCACCUAUUUUUCUGGGAAGUUUCAGCUGCGAAAUGCGUCGGCCUGUGUGGGCAAGCGCCCGUCGAACAAGAGAGCUCAGGUGGCAAUUAUGUCCGAUAGACGUGAUGGUUGUACAAGCAGCCUUCACGACUGCGAGGGCCGCAUGCCCGCGACGUGCUUCAAGAAGACGUUGGCGGAUAUUGAGUCGACAGCGAGCAAGGGUGUCUUGAACACCGGUAUCAGCGUGCAUAUGGGGGCUGACGUGAACCGCCCGAGAUUGCGCGUGCACCGAGUUAUCCGCGAGAGCAUCUUCAUCCACCAUGGGAUAGUGAUGCAGGGGGCCAUGGAAAACACAGCUCACUGCCUGGAUAUAUGUUUUGGAGAAGAUACGCGGGCUGAGUUUCGGAAAGUGUUGGUGCUUACUGUGACUGGCGAGUGGCGUGAGCAGCGGCACCUCGACAUCAUUGUCCCCGACGGCCUCGAUCUUGAUGACGGCGCCCAGGAUGCCGCGACCAAAUCGGUCGAGGACGCUUUCAUCAGCGGUUGUGUUUCGCAGGCGCUGGCGGCAUUUAAGCGGCGCAGGCGGGUUGGGGCGGAUUUGGGCGUUUGACCAACAGUUGCGCGUUGAAUGCGUUUCAAGCUUGCGGCGUAAAUCGAAUUGCCUGCGCGUCUUAACGCACGUCAAGCCUGUUCACGUCGUGGAGAAGACGGUCUGCGACAUGUUGGCAACAGGAACUCGCAGCUGGGCCACCAUCUGGAAGGGCCAGCGCUGGAAGACGCUGGCGUUGUCGGCUUAGUUGAACGUGCCGGCCCAGUUCCAGGUGAUGAUCAACUCGGCGCGACAGACUGGGCGAAUGUAAACGCAAGGCGUCGUCGCGAACGGUUCGCUUUCACUGGGCUGGCUCUUUCGCGCACAUGGCUUUGUUCAGAAUUGUUAUGGGUCUGCUGCAGGGAGCUCUUCGCUAUCGCCUCCGAGUGGGAGGCCGACCGUGGGGAGUCGAGCAGCGGUCUGAGCAGGCAGCCAUGAUCAAACGAGGAGCUGUUGGCGAAGAUUUGAUCUACGCUCGUGGGUAUCGGAUUCCUCUGGCCGCGCAGGGUUCCAUCGAGAACGCUUUGGUUUCAAAGGUCAGGGAACUGUUUGAUGGUCCUCCGCGCUGGCCGGUUAUUCCCGGGGGUGCCAAAAUUUUCAUUCUCCGAGCGCUUGGCUUCCAAUGAGUUAAUGAUUUAGCCGCCAAGGGUGCGCCGUUGAGGACCUCUUUGGCGAUGCCUCGUCGACACCUCGAUGCAUCCAUCUGUAUGCGUUUAUCUGACAGAACACUUGAGAGAGCUCGGGCCUUAUUGGGUGCACCUCCAUGUCGGCGUGGCGCGCGGUUCGCGUCGCCCCUCCGGCGCUACGACGCGCGGCCCAAACUAUUGGGCGGGGGGGUUUUCGCAGUGCUCGCGUUUCGGGCUUCGAUGCUGCACGCCUGCGUGACCGUUAUCGGAGCCCUCCAUCCAAUGGCCCGCAGGAUGCUGAAAGCACGUUCGUGCCAGACCGGCGGCAUGAAGUUCAUCGACGUGGGUUCUGGGUGGAUGCGUCAGCGAGCCCGCCGCCGGGAGCGAGACCGUCGCGAUGAGCUCGAUAUUCUGCAUUCUCGGACUCGGAGGCGAGGGGGGGCUGCUACUGCCCCAGCGGAA
Molecule: messenger RNA, 2101 nt
Organism: Prorocentrum cordatum
Lineage: Eukaryota; Dinophyceae; Prorocentrales; Prorocentraceae
Source: the annotation of a GenBank genome assembly